CCCGGACGCAGUACGGAGAAACUCUGCGAACACGUAGUGUCCGUUUCUCUUUGACACGAAAACUUUUCAGAGAUAUUCUCCCUUUCGAUCGUGACUUAACGAUCUCUGUUUUCCUUCAUUUUCUUGACGAUCAUCGAUAAUAAUAGUUGGUUCCAGUAACAACAAUCUAACACUCGACUUAGGGAACUUUUUACAUUACGCAUGAUCAAUGCACCAUCGAAAGAUUUCCCAAGAGAGAAAGAGAAAGAGGGAGGGAGAAAGAGAUCGGUUGAACCUUUGAAAGUGUCUGUCUCGAAAGGGUGCAUUGCAGCUAAUCAACUACUACUAAUCUUCUAGAUUUAUUGGGAUACAUUGUUAUCUUCUUUAUUCGUGAAUGGAACGCUCGAGUGACGCCACCAUAAAGUUUAACAACCGGUGGUAUGCUGUGUUGAUUUUAUUCGGACCCUUUGGACAUUUGUUUACAUCUUUAACAAAAAUGAUUAUAUUUGAACUUUCGAAGGAAACAUAAGCUCGGACUUCAUUAGAUUAUCUUCUUUUUUAAAUUUCAUUUUGAUGUGCCUCGUAUCGAUGUGGAAUUACAAAAGAGGAACUUUCAUUCUUGGAAAAUCUGGAAAAAUUCUGAUGAAUGAAUUACAUUUAGAUCGAGAUGAUACGCGUAAAUAUUGUCAUGGUGUAUGUUUUUAAUAUCUUCGAGGUUUAGUUAGUCGUGUCUUCUUUUCGGCAUCGUUGCUUGCAUGUGGGUCACAAGUUGCACACGACAAAGCUAACGGGAUAGAGGGUUCACCGAGCUGAGAAAAAAAUGUGGAGCUCGGUUACUGCAGCUGGUACAGAAAAUGGACCUGCACCACCUUCUAGAAGUAAACACAGUGCAACGUUACUCGCUGGACAUGUAUAUCUUCUUGGAGGGCGAAAUGGAAAUUUACCGCUCAAGGAUCUUUGGCGAUACAGUCUCGCCGAAAGCAAGUGGGAAGAGUUACAUCCUGGGGGAGAAAGGCCGCCGGCCCUUCAAGAACACAGUGCGGUAGCGUACAAGGACUGCCUUUACGUAUUCGGUGGAGAACUAGGCUUUUCCGCGGGCACGGAAACACCACUUUGGGUCUACAAUGUCAAGACGAAUACGUGGAGAAAGGUUCGAGCUCAACGAGGUUGCGUGGUUCCUAGAGGUCGAAGAGGUCAUACGGCCUUGGUCCAUCGAGGUCAAAUGCUAAUCUAUGGUGGUUAUCAAGACUUACGUGGUAGCUCUCCCGAAUUAUGGGCUUUCCAUUUCGAAACAGAAUCUUGGCAUCUAUUAUCAUCCAGCGAAAGUGGUCCAGCUGCGAGACACAAACACUCAGCCGUUUUACACGGAGAUGCUAUGUAUAUUUAUGGUGGUAUGACGGAUUUACAAGAGAGGAGCGAUUGUUGGCGAUGGGACGUUAAUACUGCAUCUUGGUUAAUGCUGAAGAACAAACCUGGACCAGGUCCACUUCAUGGUCAUGCUGCUUGCAGACUCCCAAGUUGCAUGUUAAUUUUUGGCGGAGAAAGUGGUGGUCUCGCAACUAACGAACUUUGGAGGUUUCAUUUUGGUACGGAAACUUGGGAGAAAUUAUCUGUACCAGGGCCAAAACCCCAACCUAGAGCAGAGAGCGUUGCCUUGGCGGUAUCCGAGUUAUUGAUUCGUGGUACCACUAGCGAUAAUCCUAAGCCAAAAUUAAAAAAUCAAAGAACUAGAUUAUGUGCUAAUAGAAUAUCACCGAACGAAGCAUCUACGAGGCCUAGUUUUCUCAAAGAAAUCUCCAAAUUGUCGCAGAUCAAUCUGUCGAGAUUGAGUCAUCCAACCAAGUGUAGUUAUUCUGUACUUAGUGGACAAGACGAUAAUGAGGAAAGUCCUCAAGAGGCGAAUACGUAUUAUCCAUUUCAGCAAGUGGACGUAGAAGCCGUAGAACCUUCAAUGGGAAUGGUAAAGUCUCGAAGUGCCAAUACCUUAGCUCGUAGAAGACAGAAACCGCCAGAAACAACGUCUAAAGCAACCGAAUCUAGCAAUAGUAACAAUAAUACUGGCAGUGGUAUGACCAGGGAUCCUAUUUCGGUGCCAAAUUUUCGAGCUUUGACGUUACCAACACCGGUACUAACACCUGUGGAGGCAGCAAGACUAGUUUUUGUUGAUCCAGACGAGUUGAGCGAUAGCGAUGAGAAAAAAGAACCACCUACUUCAAGACUGAUCGAAGUUCAAGAGGAAAGGAGAGAUUUUUCUUCCAUACAUCACACUUGUCAACCAACGCGAGGAGAAAGUUAUAGCUCUCAUCUAUAUGAGGCAGCUAUUCAAACUCCAAAGACACCAACCACAGCAAAAAUACCAACUUCAGCAUCAGUGAGAUUCGCUGACCUGGAAGAAGGCGAGGAAUCAACGUCGGAUUAUGCAAGCAUCGAAGCGAGGAGUCCGGGUGAUCCCUUAGCUGACGACGACUGGCCUUCGAAUAGAAAAUCCAAGCAAUUACGUGCUAUUGUCAGUUCGACAACGAUACGUGAGGGUCAAUUUGGUUUUUGUAAUCCAAAUUAUUUGGGUUUGGACGAGAGUAGAAAUCAUCAUCAUCAGCAUUAUCAUCAUCAUCACCACCAUCAUCACCAUCAUCAACAACAACAACAACAACAACAACAAACACAACAACAACAAGACGGAAAAUAUGCGAAGAUGUUGAACAGUCCACCCGAUAGUGUUUUGGAAGAUGAACCUGGCAGAUCAGCCUCGCAAACAUUUGCUGAACUUCUUGAACUUCAAGAGAUUAGAAGGAUUCCUAGAGCACCGCCUAAGAGUUUACCUUUAGGCUCACCCUCGAGACGAGCCGUUAGUGCCUCCAGAGCCGAAAGACAAAGGGCUAAGGUUGCUGCUAAUGAUGGAAACGACUCAGGAACACCUUCGUACGGACCUGCACCUUUAUACGUCUUUUUAGUUGGUGGUAAAGAAAAGGGUCAGGUCACCGUUUUUGCUAGACCUGUCUCCCUCUGGAAGUUGCAACUAGCACCACAUAUCUUUUAGAAAUACCUAGGGGAUCCGAUGAUCAAUUCGAUUAUCGAUCCAACGAUAAUUAUAUCUUCUUUAUUUAAUAACUUGAUUUCAUCCUUCGAUACUUUAUUUCAUUUCAUUUCUAUUUCGUUCAAUGAAAAAUCUUGGUCCUCCUGUUUUUUUCCUUUGUACAUUUGUGAAGAUAGCUCAUUCGUGUAUAUAAUGUUUUUUAACGUUCGUCAAUUAGUUCUCUUUAGCACACUUAUUGCAUAUGUUUAUUAUUAAUAAUAUAGUAUUCGAAAGAUAUAUUAAAUAUGAAAGAUUUCACGUUGUCUUUGAGAUCUUUACAUUUCUCGAACAUUUUUCAAGUUAAAAGGAAAGAAAAUAUCGAAUUCGAAGACUUUAACAAUCAAACGUAAUGUAGUAUUUAUUUAAAAAAAAAAAAAAAGAAAAAAAUUACUAACGUCAUGCCUGUAGUUGGUAACGUCUUUUAUAACGCAUUAUUAUAUCAAUACUGUGAAAAAAAAACUAUUCGAGCUUAUCUACGUCGAAUUUUUUUAGACUUUUUCUCUCGACAUUAUUUUAAUGAUGUUCGAGACGAUUUCCUUUAGCAAAGAAACGUAAAUUUUGUAGAAUUAUUUUUGGACGUACGUGUAAUGAAUAUUAUAACUUAUUGUUAAUGCAAAAUGAACGAUUUAAAAACGUGAUUGAAGCGUUUAAAAAACGCACUAUGAUCGAUAUCGAUUACAAAGAUCUAUCGCUGUUUUUGAUGACAGUAUUUUUUUGUGUCAUACUCGAAGUCAUCCGAAAGAAAUUGAUUACUAAAAAUCUUAAACGUCUGGUUUUUGAUUCUUUCGAAAUAAGAAUACUAAAUACAGAAAGAGAGAGAGAAAAAAAA
Polistes dominula (European paper wasp) is the source of this 3881-nucleotide messenger RNA. RefSeq lists its product as uncharacterized. Gene Ontology annotation, molecular function: protein binding. The record is from RefSeq and is a predicted model, not a curated record. Gene Ontology annotation, cellular component: Golgi apparatus. Lineage: Eukaryota; Metazoa; Arthropoda; Insecta; Hymenoptera; Vespidae.